AUGGAGAAGAAGCUCGUCUACUUUUUUCAAGAGUCAACCUCGCUCCCUUUCAUCCACAAGCUGCUCGUCUUUAUCUUGAUCGCCGUCAAGAAGUUCUUUGGAUUGUCUUCUUCAUGCUCCUCCAUUUUUCAUGAGGAAGAGCACCACCACCACCACCAUCAGCAGGAGGAGGCUAAAGAGAGCAAUGCAGCAACACUUGAACGAGGAGACUUGGGGUUCAUUUUAUGGAGAAUGGGAUUGGCUCAAAGCCCAGAUGAAGUUGAGAUGAACGAGGAGGCUGUGUCACUGCCUGAUUUGUUCGCAGAGGAGGAGCCGAGCUUGCAGGAGUUGAGACAGGCCUUCUCGGUUUUCGACGAGAACGACGACGGCUUCAUCGACGACCUGGAGCUGCGGAGGGUUCUCCAGGCGCUUGGAGUCGGAGAGGGGCUGGAAGUUGCUACGUGCAGGAGGAUGAUCCAGGUUCAUGAUCGAAAUGGAGACGGGAGGAUCGAUUUUGUGGAGUUUGUAAGGCUCAUGGAGUUGGUCUUUUGA
Zingiber officinale is the source of this 531-nucleotide messenger RNA. RefSeq names its product probable calcium-binding protein CML46. The transcript has a single exon. The record is from RefSeq and is a predicted model, not a curated record. The coding region runs from base 1 to 531 and encodes 176 amino acids. Gene Ontology annotation, molecular function: calcium ion binding. NCBI's taxonomy places the organism in Eukaryota, Viridiplantae, Streptophyta, Magnoliopsida, Zingiberales, Zingiberaceae.